GAAUGAUAUAAAAUCAUUACUUUAACUAGUAUUCUACAUUUCGUGACAACUGAAGUAGUUAUUUUGUCUUUGACUAACGCUGUAUUAUAAUCGUGAAAAUGAUGUUUGUAUAUUUAUUGUUGGUAUUCAUUACGAUUAAUAUCGGUACCGUAAGUGAAGCGAAUCGUUUUUCAGAUUGUGGUGAUUUUUAUUAUUUUUACACCGCGCAAAAUUUAACUGUGCUGGAAUGUAAACUCGUUGAAAUACGCGUGAUCGCAAAAUACUCAACAAGAUACAAUCAUUGGCCAAUCGCUAUAGAAGCACCUAAUGAACCAUUAAUUUAUUUGAACCUUCGUAAAAUCGAUGGCUUGACGAGCAAAAAUACUCCUAUUUAUUUCGGCAAUAACAACGGCACUACUGAUUGUGCAACUACUUAUGAAAAAUCUACUUUGAAAUCUGCACUUUCUAGUUUUAAUUACAUUUUUAUGUUUCAAGAUUAUGAUAGUAGAGCUGCAAUAACAAUAUUUUCCGAUGAUAAUGACAACUAUAAUAUGGAGGGAUUCAUCGGCAAUUAUAUUUUACGACAAACUGUUGACAGAAAAUAUAUUCUAUUAAAAGUAACAUUCCCUCUAAGUGAAAUUCAAAAUAAUGAAUAUAUGAAAUAUAAAAAAAAUGAUCGAUUUGCAACGUGUAAUCUAAGUUCAUCUGUCGAUGCUAUAGAUGUCAAAAUUUUGGUUGCUUUAGACUGGACUUCAAUUAAGCAAGAAUCAGUAUCCCAAUCAUUACAAAACUUACUAGUCUACUAUAAUGCAGUUAAUAUGUUGUUCCGACCGUUCAUAUCACCAAAAAUUAAACUGAUUCUUUCAGGUGUAAUAAUUCCAAAGAAUGAAUAUUCAUCCCCUUACUUUUCGAAGAAUCAAUUUAAAAGUUCAAAUAACAGCUAUAUUAAUUUUAAUGCCAUCAAUGAAAAUAUGAGGAAAUAUUUUUUAAGUGAACAAGCAAACGUAUUUCCGAAAGAUUCAUUUGACAUUAUUAUCGGAAUGACUAACUUACCAUUUUGCGAUAUACAUUACAAUUGUCAAUAUUAUGGUGUGUCGGACCAAAGUGUAAUCUAUAAUAGUAUCUCUCAUAAAAAUGAGCCAGCACGUAUAGUAGGUGUAGUACGACAUCCCCAUUUUCAAGGUAGUUAUGCUGUUGUUGCACGUGAAAUCGCUCAUAUCUUAGGAAGUUCUUAUAACACACCUUAUUAUGCUUUCGAUAAUUGUAAUGGAAUCAUGAACAAAUUUGUAAGACCCGACGAAUGGCCGUUGGAAUGGUCAAGGUGUAAUAUUGAUGAUAUGUCUAUUUACUUCAGCCUCAACCAAUCAUCUGGAUUCUACAAAAGGAAUUGAACAGUAUGAUAAUAAGUGUAUUAUAGUAACUAAGAGAAACAAACAAAACGACUUAUAAAAUGGAAAAUAACGAAAUGACAAAAUUUUUUAAAUAAAAUAACUUUAUUUUUAGCAUUA
Messenger RNA from Microplitis demolitor, 1487 nucleotides. Its product is annotated as disintegrin and metalloproteinase-like protein-2. Gene Ontology annotation, biological process: proteolysis. The record is from RefSeq and is a predicted model, not a curated record. Gene Ontology annotation, molecular function: metalloendopeptidase activity. Bases 99 to 1370 code for a protein of 423 amino acids. The transcript is spliced from 11 exons. Lineage: Eukaryota; Metazoa; Arthropoda; Insecta; Hymenoptera; Braconidae.